AUGGCCGAGUCCCCUGCUUGCUGCUCCAUCUGGGCCCGCAGCAUCCACUGCCUGUACAGCUGCCACUGGAGGAAGUGCCCCAAAGAAAGGAUGCAAACCAGCCAGUGUGAAUACACGUGGUGUGGCCUGGUCUUCCUCACCUGCCUCCUCUCCCUGGGCUGGCUGUACAUCGGACUCAUCCUCCUCAAUGAUCUGCACAACUUCAAUGAAUUCCUGUUCCGGCACUGGGGACACUGGAUGGACUGGUCCCUGGCACUUACUCUUUUUGUCUCUCUACUGGUCACAUAUGCGUCCCUGCUAUUGCUCCUGGCUGUGCUCCUGUGGCUGUGUGGCCAGCCUCUGCACCUGUACGGUGUCCACAAGGUGCUGCUGCUCCUCACCGCACUCCUCAUAUUCCUGGGCCUGGUGGUGCUGGACAUCCGAUGGCAGCAGGAGUGGCUCAGCGUGCGCCUGUCACUGUGGGCCACAGCGCCGUUCCUUCACAUCGGAGCCGUCGUGUGCGUCACCCUCCUGGCCUGGCCCGUGGCUGAGAACUUCUAUCGUCUCCACAGAAGAGGUCAAAAGAUUGCGCUACUGCUCCUGUUUUUCACAAUGGUCCUGGCCAUCUACCUGACCCCCCUGUGCAUCUCCUCACCCUGUAUCAUGGAGCCCAAAGACUUACCCUCCAAGCCUGGGCUGGUCGGACACCGAGGGGCCCCCAUGCUGGCCCCCGAGAACACCCUGAUGUCCCUGCGGAAGACAGCAGAAUGUGGAGCUGCCGUGUUUGAGACUGACGUGAUGGUCAGCUCUGAUGGCGUCCCCUUCCUCAUGCACGAUGAGCGCCUGAGCAGAACCACAGACGUGGCCUCUGUGUUCCCAACCCGAGUCACUGCCCACAGCAGCGACUUCACCUGGGCUGAACUGAAGACACUCAAUGCCGGGACCUGGUUUCUACAGAGGCCACCCUUCUGGGAAGCCAAGCAGUUGUCGGGCCAUGACAGGAAAGAGGCUGAGAGUCAGACAAUACCGACCUUGGAAGAAUUAUUGAAGGAAGCUGCUGUCCUCAACCUUUCCAUCAUGUUUGAUUUGCGCCGCCCACCACGAAAUCACACGUACUAUGACACUUUUGUGAACCAGACACUGGAGACUGUGCUGAAUUCAAGGGUUCCUCAAGCCAUGGUCCUUUGGCUGCCGGAUGAAGAUCGGGCUAAUGUCCAACAACAGGCACCCAGAAUGCGCCAGAUAUAUGGACAGCAGGGAGUCAACAGCACUGAGAGGCCCCUAUUUCUGAACCUCCCUUAUCAAGACCUGACACACUUGAAUAUAAAGGCACUGCAUGAGGAUAAUGUCUCGGUGAACCUAUUUGUAGUGAACAAGCCCUGGCUCUUCUCCAUACUCUGGUGUGCAGGGGUGGAUUCGGUCACAACCAACGACUGCCAGCUGCUACAGCAGAUGCAUUACCCCGCCUGGCUUAUUCCCCCUAAAACCUACCUAAUGAUCUGGCUUGUCAUCAACUGCGUCUCUGCCCUGCUGAUUUUGUGGCUCUUCCUUCUCCGUGGGAGAUGUGCUGAGAAGAGACAGAUAACUGGCUCAGAAACAACCGUGCUGCUGACCAGGAUCAACAAUUUCAUGAGGGAAUGA
Messenger RNA from Molossus molossus (Pallas's mastiff bat), 1620 nucleotides. It is a transcript of the gene GDPD2, whose product is annotated as glycerophosphodiester phosphodiesterase domain containing 2. Gene Ontology annotation, molecular function: glycerophosphodiester phosphodiesterase activity. Gene Ontology annotation, biological process: lipid metabolic process. The coding region runs from base 1 to 1620 and encodes 539 amino acids. Gene Ontology annotation, cellular component: membrane. The record is from RefSeq and is a predicted model, not a curated record. The transcript is spliced from 15 exons. NCBI's taxonomy places the organism in Eukaryota, Metazoa, Chordata, Mammalia, Chiroptera, Molossidae.